Lactuca sativa (garden lettuce) is the source of this 470-nucleotide messenger RNA. RefSeq names its product auxin-induced protein 15A. Gene Ontology annotation, biological process: response to auxin. Lineage: Eukaryota; Viridiplantae; Streptophyta; Magnoliopsida; Asterales; Asteraceae. The record is from RefSeq and is a predicted model, not a curated record.
UCUCGUCUGAGAUCCAAAGCUACUUUGUAAUAGUGUUCUUUAAUAACAUAUAUACGUCUUUAUUUUAUUUUUAUCACAUUCCUAGGCAUGGGUCUUAUGCGGUUAUCUUCUUCAUUGCUUUUCAAUGUAAAGAGUUUUACCAAAUUGAUCUCCAUUCGCAACAGCAAUUAUCAAAGGGAUGUGCCAAAAGGUCACCUAGCGGUGUAUGUUGGUGAAAAUCAAAAGAGGCGGUUUGUGGUCCCCGUUUCAUACUUGGAACAACCGUUAUUUCAAGAGUUGUUGCGUCAGUCGGAGGAAGAAUUUGGGUUUGAUCAUCCAAUGGGAGGCCUAACUAUUUCAUGCGAAGAAGAUCAAUUUUUUGAGCUCACUUCCCUAUUGCAUGCUUAAUGAUAUUUUGUAGACCAACAAUUUGUCUUCAUUUCUUUUGAGGUGUAUAUGUGACGUUAAUGACAACAAACAUAUUAUUAGUA